GUCGAUAACAAACAAUAUGGCGAAGCUAUGUAGGAGUCACUGAAUUAGUGUCGGUGGAGGCAUCAGCCAACACUGCCCCAUCGAUGACUCAACUCUCACGAUAAAAGCAACCACAGCUGCCUCUCUCCAUCCCAAUGACCUACAUUUCCCUUCACUACGUUCACAAUGGCAUCCAUUCAGAUUCCGCCAGACUUCCUCAAGGGCGAGUGCCCGAGCGCCAGCCUGCGCCGCUUGGAUUUCAUGCAGACAUUGCCUCCAAUUCCUGCCUUCAAAGAUCACUUUGCCGCCGUGGUCGAUGACCUUCUGACGCCGGACGAAUGCCAGCACCUUCUUCGUCUGGUCGAAGGAUCAACCCUCCCGACGAACCAACCAUCAGCCGCGCCGACAUGGCAUCGUGCAAUGGUCAAUGGCGGCAACGGCAAACAGGAUAUGGCGGUCGACACGCGCAACUGCGGGCGCAUCAUAUGGGAUACUCCUGAGAUCGCCGACCGACUUUUUCGUCGCCUGAGACCAUUUUUGAAAGAAUGCGAGAUUGACACGAUCCAAAACCAACCACUCGUGACAGGCCGGGGACCAGCCAAGCGUCAAGAGGAGUUUCAAUUAUCCCGACUCAAUGAGCGUAUCCGAUUCCUGCGGUACAAAGGAGGAGAAUACUUCCGACCGCAUUGGGAUGGGAACUACGUGACGGAAGAUGGAAAUGAAAUGUCGUUGUUUACGGUGCAUUUAUACCUGAAUGGAACCGGCGAGCAAGACGUGGAAGAGCUCGAGAGGAGAAUCGAAGAGUCGGAGCGAGAGACAGGGCUCUUGGAGGAGGAUGGGGAGAUCGAACUUGGUAAUAUUGCGCCAGACCGUGACAACAACAGUGACCUUGCCGAGUCGUCAGAUGAGAGUUCAAAUGACAUGAGGACUCGCCGGGCUGCGGGAGGCGGCGAUGAUCAGGACGCCCUUCUUGGGGGUGCGACAUCGUUUAGCGAUGGCUUCCGCAGUAAGGGCGCGGUUCGAGUGUUUCCGAGGGCCGGAUCCGUUCUCAUCUUCCAGCAGAGAAAUCUCUUCCACGGAGGGGACGACGUCUUCUGCGGCGUGAAGUAUACGGCUAGGACGGACGUGAUGUAUAGGAAAGCAGCGAAGGAGUAGUCGAUAUCCCGAGACUCACAAAGAAAUGAGAAUAUGAUGAUCACAAUCGCAGCCUGUUCAGCGCCCGAGAAUCUUGUCGCGAUGAGUAAAUCGGCCAUCCCUCUUGAUUUGUUCGUAGAAAUUUCUCGCCCAGUGGAGAUGAUAGCUAUCGCCUAGGUCUGUAAACAGCCUCAAUGACAUUUCCUGGUCUCUCAAGUAUUCCGAGUGAUUAAACGGCGAAUACAUGUAGCGUCUCUGAAUGGCCGGCCUAUCUCGA
Aspergillus steynii IBT 23096 is the source of this 1390-nucleotide messenger RNA. RefSeq lists its product as uncharacterized. Gene Ontology annotation, cellular component: endoplasmic reticulum. Gene Ontology annotation, molecular function: iron ion binding; procollagen-proline 4-dioxygenase activity; L-ascorbic acid binding. The coding region runs from base 166 to 1134 and encodes 322 amino acids. The record is from RefSeq and is a predicted model, not a curated record. Lineage: Eukaryota; Fungi; Ascomycota; Eurotiomycetes; Eurotiales; Aspergillaceae. The transcript has a single exon. Gene Ontology annotation, biological process: peptidyl-proline hydroxylation to 4-hydroxy-L-proline.